Molecule: messenger RNA, 1119 nt
Organism: Lachancea mirantina
Lineage: Eukaryota; Fungi; Ascomycota; Saccharomycetes; Saccharomycetales; Saccharomycetaceae
Source: the annotation of a GenBank genome assembly
AUGAUAGCUUCGAACUCUUUCUGCUCAGACUUGCAGUGUGGCAAAAGCACGACUUCUGGUCUCAAAUGUCCAAUUUGUUUGAAGCAAGGAAAUAGUUUGGUCUUUUGCAAUGAAGCAUGCUACAAGAACAGUUACAAGGCACACAAGGCUCUGCAUUGGAAAGACGACAAACCUGAUUCAUACGACCCUUUUCCAACGUUCAAGUACUCUGGUAAGCUGAGGCCAGCAUAUCCUCUGUCGCCAAGGAGAUUAGUGCCCGAUGAAAUCAUGAAACCUGAGUGGGCAGCAAAUGGGCUUCCAGUCAACGAGCAGAAGAACGACUACCUCAACAAAAUCAUCAUUUACAAUAAGGAGGAAAUAAAGAAGAUCAGAAAAGCCUGCAUGCUUGGACGCGAAGUUUUGGAUAUCGCAGCUGCUGCAGUCAAGCCAGGCGUAACGACUGACGAGAUCGAUGAGAUUGUUCACAACGAGACCAUAAAAAGAAAUGCGUAUCCAUCGCCACUCAACUAUUACAAUUUCCCCAAGUCUGUCUGCACCUCUGUGAACGAAGUCGUUUGCCAUGGAAUUCCCGACCAGACGGUGUUGAAAGAAGGCGACGUGGUCAACCUUGACGUCUCAUUGUACUACCAAGGAUUUCAUGCCGAUUUGAACGAGACGUACUAUGUGGGCGAGGAUAUUCCAAAGUCAACGAUUAACGUUGUCGAGACUUCUAGGGAAUGCCUCAAAACCGCUAUCAAGCAUUGCAAGCCAGGAACGACUUUCCAGGAAUUAGGAGACUACAUUGAAAAACAUGCUACCGACAACAAGUGCUCCGUGGUGAAGACAUAUUGUGGACAUGGCGUUGGUCGAUUUUUUCACUGUUCUCCAAAUAUUCCUCACUACGCUGGAAACCGGACAUCAGGAGUCAUGAAACCUGGAAUGGUAUUUACGAUAGAACCAAUGAUCAAUGAAGGGGCAUGGCAAGAUAUAAGUUGGCCAGACGAUUGGACAGCCGUGACAAAAGAUGGGAAAAUCAGUGCUCAAUUCGAACACACACUUUUGGUUACCGAAAAUAGCGUUGAGAUCCUCACCGCAAGAAACAAAAAAUCUCCAGGUGGGCCAAGACAAAGAAUUAAAUAA